AUGAUCUUAGGGCGCUAUUUCACGGCCGUCAUCAACUUCUUUGGCUUCCCGCCGUCCCUCGCACCUCAGCAAGAGGUUUUGAAUCAUGAUGCCCCAAUGGUCCACAAGCCGGCUGAGCCACUAUCUUUCAUUCCGCCUGGUGCUGCUGAGUCUGAGACUGGCAUAAUUAAAUGCGAAUAUCCUGAUAUGAUGAAAGACUACGACAUUGCCGACAAGUCAGGAGAAUGGUUGAUAAGUAAAAAUCCAACCAAGAACCCAGACUUUAACAUAUAUACCAACUACGAAACGAUGUGGCCUAAGGGAACCGUGCGGAAGUACACUGUCACUAUUGAGGAGAAAGCGAUGACUCUCGAUGGCGUGAAUUUCCCUCACGCAAAGGUUAUCAACGGCAGUUGGCCCGGCCCAUGGAUUCAGGCAUGCUGGGGUGAUGAAGUCCACGUCACGGUGAAAAACAAGUUGAAGUACAACGGCACUGCAAUUCAUAUGCAUGGAAUUCGCAUGCUGGACAGUAACCUCAACGAUGGCGUUCCUGGCGUGACUCAAUGUCCCAUUGCUCCAGGCCAAGAAUUCACAUAUAACUUUACCGCGACUCAAUAUGGAACCACCUGGUACCAUAGUCAUUAUAGCCUGCAGUACACGGAUGGCGUGCUCGGACCGCUGACUAUUCAUGGCCCUACUUCUGCUGAUUACGACAGCCCGAUUGAUCCUAUCAUACUAGGAGACCACAACCAUCGCAGUGCAUUCCAGGACUAUUAUCAGGAGCAGUUUGGAGGUCCUCCCAAGAUGACCAGUAUCUUGAUCAACGGCAAGGGUAGCUACGCUGGGUCCUACCCGGACAGGCGAUAUACUAAACAUGUAAAGCCAGGGCAACGGAGGCUAUUGCGAUUAAUCAAUACGUCAACGGACUCGACCUAUAUCUUCAGCGUCGAUGAGCACGAGCUCGAGGUGAUUGGCGUCGAUUUAGUGCCGAUCAACCCGUACACCACGAAGAACAUCACCAUCGGCAAUGGGCAACGCUACCACGCUAUCUUGAAAACGAAAACCGCCACCCAGGUGUCGAAAAGGGACUCUUAUUGGAUUCGAGUUCAGCCCGCUGUGAAUUGCCAUAAUUUCGAAACCUUUCCGGACACGAGGCAGGGGAUUCUGUGGUAUGGAGACCAGGAGAAGCCCCCUAUCCCCACUACAAAGGCGUUUAAGUACAACGCAACUUGUCGGGACGAAACAGGCUGGUCACCGGUUGUGCCCUGGUUUGUCCCAGAGCUCCCAGAAGAACAAAGGAAACAACUGCGCAUUGCCAACGCCUCCGUCCGACUCGACAAAUGGAACCUUCCAAUGGAGCAUGGGAAUGAGACCCCGGAGUUGGUAAACAACUGGAACAUGAUAGAGGACCCUGUUUGGGUGAACUACACACGACCGACAGUCAAUUAUAGCAAUGGGCCUUUUGGUAAAAACGCCGUUGUAUAUAAUGUCAACGCAAGCACCGGAUGGCUAGGGUGGAACUACAUGGUCAUCGUUGGCGGCAACCAGGAGAAUCCGGAGCCCUGGAAGGGAGGCAGAUUGAUUCCUGCAGCGCACCCCAUUCACCUCCAUGGCCACGACUUUGCGCUUCUCCAGCAAUCCGAACACCCGUUUCGCAAGUCAUCUUUAAAACUGAACUAUUACAACCCACCUCGCCGAGAUGUUGUGCUGCUUCCGAAGAACGGGUUCAUUGUGAUUGCCUUCAAGACCGAUAACCCGGGCCCCUGGGUACUGCACUGCCAUAUCGCCUGGCACGCAUCGGCCGGGUUAGCCUUCCAGGCCUUGGAAGAGGUCGAUAAAUUCCAGGACCGAAUCAAACACGGAACCCCCCAGUGGCAGAAGACUCAGUUGCAUAAGACCUGCAAGGACUGGAACACUUGGCACAGUGACAAGAAGAACCACUAUUACCCCGAUGGACGGUUCCAAGACGAUUCUGGAAUUUGA
Molecule: messenger RNA, 1962 nt
Organism: Aspergillus steynii IBT 23096
Lineage: Eukaryota; Fungi; Ascomycota; Eurotiomycetes; Eurotiales; Aspergillaceae
Exons: 8
Coding region: 1-1962 (653 amino acids)
Molecular function (GO): oxidoreductase activity; copper ion binding
Source: RefSeq, a predicted model, not a curated record